This is a messenger RNA of Baudoinia panamericana UAMH 10762, 456 nucleotides long. RefSeq lists its product as uncharacterized. NCBI's taxonomy places the organism in Eukaryota, Fungi, Ascomycota, Dothideomycetes, Mycosphaerellales, Teratosphaeriaceae. Gene Ontology annotation, molecular function: diaminohydroxyphosphoribosylaminopyrimidine deaminase activity. The record is from RefSeq and is a predicted model, not a curated record. The coding region runs from base 1 to 456 and encodes 151 amino acids. Gene Ontology annotation, cellular component: cytoplasm; nucleus. The transcript has 3 exons.
AUGUCAGCACACGAUGAAGGCUUCAAGAUCGCACUGGAGGAAGCGAAGCAGGGCGCAAGUGAAGGCGGCAUACCGAUCGGUGCAUGUCUCGUAGAUAAAGCGGGCAAUGUGCUCGGAAGAGGGCACAACAUGCGCAUACAGAAGAGCAGCGCUACAUUACACGGCGAGAUAUCCGCCUUGGAGAACGCAGGCCGGCUCCCAGCCUCCGCAUACAAAGGUGCAACCAUGUAUACCACUCUGUCCCCUUGCGACAUGUGCACCGGCGCCUGCAUCCUGUACAAGGUCGCUCGCGUCGUCAUGGGCGAGAACAACACCUUCGUGGGUGGCGAAGAGCACCUCAAGCGGAACGGCAUUGAGGUUGUCAACUUGCAGAAUGCCGAGUGCGCGGCGCUGAUGAAGAAGUUUAUCGACGAGCAUCCUGAUAAGUGGUAUGAAGAUAUUGGGGAGCCGUCAUAG